AUGGAAACACAUGUUCAGCAUGGCGUGGCGCACUUAACCGACUGUGUCGUCCGCCGGGCUUGGUCAGACGGAGAGCCCCGUGACCCUACAUUAAACCACCCGAGGAGGAGACACUCGUCUGGAAACAUCUCCACCACCCUGGAGAUGCUGCCGGGGCUGGAAGGCUUCCAGCUGGACACCUACGGCAGGUCGGUGUCGUACGCCCAGUUCCUCUACCCCACCAACGCUCUGGUGAGACACAAGCCGUCGUCCACCAGCGACCUGACGCUGCAGAUUCCCGUCUCCAGAAGCUCACACAGCAUGACGGGCCGCAGCUUUCCCCCCAGCCGCCUGAACAGCACCGUGGGCCUGGACCUGGGUCUGGAGGAUGUGACGGAUUACGACCCGAACGUCCUCAGUGAUCCUCAGUGGCCGUGUGGGAAACACAAGCGGGUUCUGAUCUUUGCCUCAUACAUGACGACGGUCAUAGAAUACGUGAAACCGUCCGACCUGAAGAAAGACAUGAACGAGACGUUUAAGGAGAAGUUUCCUCACGUUAAACUCACACUCAGCAAGAUCCGCAGUCUGAAGAGAGAGAUGAAGGUAGUGGGCGAGGACUGCUGCAUGCAACCCGUCACCAUCGCCAUGGCGUUCGUCUACUUUGAGAAGUUGGUGCUUCAGGGUCGACUCAACAAGCAGAACCGGAAGUUGGUGUCAGCUGCCUGCCUCCUACUGGCUGUUAAGAUCAGCAGUGACCUCAAGAAGCAGGAGGUCAAACACCUCAUUGAUAAGCUGGAGGAGCGUUUCAGGAUCGGCAGGAGGGAGCUGAUCUCCUUUGAGUUCACCAUCCUGGUUGCCCUGGAGAUGGCGCUCUACCUCCCCGAAAGUAAAGUCAUGCCUCAUUACAGACGGCUGGUGCAGCAGCAGCAGUUAUAGCAGUGAUCCCUCCUUCCUUCCUUCCUUCUCUCCUUCCUUCCCUCCCUCUGCGGACUCUCAGCACCUUCCAGCUCCACACUAUGACCGACGCAGACACCAAAGUU
Scomber scombrus (Atlantic mackerel) is the source of this 1019-nucleotide messenger RNA. RefSeq names its product Cdk5 and Abl enzyme substrate 2b (gene cables2b). NCBI's taxonomy places the organism in Eukaryota, Metazoa, Chordata, Actinopteri, Scombriformes, Scombridae. Bases 1 to 915 code for a protein of 304 amino acids. The transcript has 8 exons. Gene Ontology annotation, biological process: regulation of cell cycle. The record is from RefSeq and is a predicted model, not a curated record.